Molecule: messenger RNA, 1659 nt
Organism: Ectocarpus siliculosus
Lineage: Eukaryota; Phaeophyceae; Ectocarpales; Ectocarpaceae
Source: the annotation of a GenBank genome assembly
AUGCAGGACAUGUUCAGGGAGUUUUCGGAAGAGCUGGGAUCUCCGGAGAACGCUGGGAAGAACAAGGCGGAGAUCGAGGACAUUUUCAGCUAUACUUCAGUGGGACACAAGCAUAUCGUCAGAAAUGUUCCUUCGGAAGACAGGAUCGCGAUCCACCAGGCGGUAGUGCCAACAAUAGACGACAAGGACAGGAAAGACCUGGACAUCGACUCCAUCGAUACCACCCCUUUCGCUAUGUUUGGAGUCUUCGAUGGCCAUGGCGGGCCAGCGUGCGCGGAGUUCCUCACUCAGAGCGUGUCGACGGUGCUGGCUCACAGUCCCGUCCUGUACGACGAGGACCUGACCCCCACUCAGCGGCGAACGUUUGCCACGGCCGACAGUUUCGAGGAGCUAGAGAAGGUGCACAACAAGUGGGCCGACGAGAUCGGGGACCUCAGCGGAUCCACAGCUAUCCUAAGCACGUUUCAGGACGGCGUGUUGGUGAUGGCGGGCGUGGGCGACUCCGCCGGGCUAUACGUGGACCACAUGGGCAAGCAGCACAACCUCUGCCCGCAGCACUCAACCAGCAACGAGAAGGAGGUGGAGAGAGUGCUCAGCAUGGGGGGAACCAUCGUCAACAACAGGGUGGCCGGCUGUCUCAUGCCCACCCGAACGAUCGGGGACCUGGACUGCAAGCGGGCGCUGGGCGCGAUCGUCUCCCCCCACCCGGAGAUAACGCUCGCGGCCAUCUACGCGCCCCCCGACGACGGGGAGCCUCACGAUGAGCCGUUUCUAGUCCUCGCGAGCGACGGCCUGUGGGAUGUGCUAAGCUUCGCAGAGGUGGCCUUCAUCACCAGAAAGGGUCUGCGAAACCUGCGGGCCCACGAGAAGCAGGAGCGCGCGAAGGCAGAGAAGGCGGCCGCGAAAGCCGCGCAGGCAGCAGCAGCCGAUGGACUCGGCGGGGGAGGGGGCCACUCCACCGGCGGCAAGACGGGGCUCUGGAAAAAGAUGACGUCCCGCAAGGAGACGGCGGCGUGGAUGGAUGGAGGUCGCCGCUCGCUGGACGUGAGCAGGGCGGGGCUACGGGACAGCAGUAUCCGAGGCCUGGACGCGAGCGUGCGGGGGGGGCAGAGCCCCGUCUUAGGCCACCCUCCUCGCGGAAAACAACCUCUUCGCCACAGCGCGUCGCUGGACUCGAGCCUGUACGCGGGGCUGCGCGCCGAGGAGCAGACGAGGAUGAUCGACGAGAGCCUGCAUGAGGUGGUGGAGGGCGUACCCGCCUCCUACGACCUCGGCAGCGUGGCCGCGCAAGCUGCUCUUGCCGGCCCUUCCACGGCGUCGACGAUGCUUGGCGAGGAAGACGCGGCUGCCGCCGGUGGAGAGCAGCUUCCCCCUGUGAAGGCGGUCACGGUGGCCUCGACGGAGCAGACGGCGAGUGUACGCACGGCUGGGUCUGACAAGCACAACGUGGCGAUGAAGCUGGUCCACGCCGCCCUGAGGGCGGAGAGCCACGACGACAUCUCGGUGGUUGUGGUCACCUUCGCGGGUACGGCGGACAAGUCGCCCCCGGGAUGCCGGACAAACCUGCCGCACCACCUACCGCACCGGAGCAGCAAGAGCAGCCUCAGCGGAUCGUCGCCUAUCCCGGAGGAGCGCCCCGAAUCUAUGAAGGCCAGCUAG